AUGGCGGCUCUAAAUUCCAACAGUUUCAAUCAUCGCCCUGAGUCCAAGUUCCCACCUAGCUUGUGGGGUGAUCACUUCAUCAAUCAUGUAUCUGACUCCAAGGUCGUAGAAAAAUACUCCAAGACAGUUGAAGUGAUGAAAAGUGAUGUUCGAAAUUUGCUAACAGCUCCACAAACCAAAAUGAUAGACACCAUGAAUCUGAUCGACACACUCGAGCGCCUAGGCGUUUCGUAUCAUUUUGAGAAUGAUAUCGAAGAGAAAUUGCAACAAUAUUUCCAUCUCAAUACGAAUUAUCACGAUGAUGAAGCCUAUGAUUUGUACACCGUUGCUCUCCAUUUUCGAUUGUUCAGGCAGCACGGCCACCCUAUAUCUAGUGAAAUUUUCAGUAAAUGGACUGAUGGGAAUGGGAAAUUCAACGAGAGCAUUAAGAGCGACGCGAAGGGUAUGCUGAGCUUGUAUGAAGCUUCGUAUCUUAGAACACGCGGAGAAACCAUACUAGACGAGGCGCUUGCUUUUACUACAGCCACUCUAAAAUCAAUGGUGCCAAACCUCAGAUCGCCACUGAAGAAGAACGUUGAGCUUGCCCUCGUGCAGCCCUUGCAUUUCGGGAUUCCUAGACUUGAAGCACACAGUUACAUCACCAUGUAUGAAGAAGAAGAGCUCAGAAAUGAAACCCUAAUCAAAUUUGCCAAAAUAGACUAUAACCUAUUGCAGAUGCUGCACAGAGAGGAGCUCCAGCAAGUUUCUAGGUGGUGGAAAGAAUUAGGGCUUAUCUCCAAACUUCCUUAUGCAAGAGAUAGGAUAGUGGAGUGUUUCUUUUGGGCUGUGGCAUUGCACUAUGAGCCUCAAUAUUCCCUUGCUCGUGUCUUUUUCGCCAAGAGCGCUGCUAUGAUAUCUGUGAUAGACGACACAUACGAUGCUUACGGUACAAUUGAGGAACUCGAGGUUUUCACCGAGGCAAUACAAAGGUGGGAUUUUGGAGAACUCUCUCGACUCCCUGACUACAUGAGACCUCUCUAUAAAGCUAUCUUGGAACUCUACAUGCAAUUCGAGGAUGAAUUAGCUAAGGAAGGACGAUCCUAUGCAUCGUUCUAUGCCAUAGAAGGACUAAAGGAGUUGGUAAGGUGCUACUUUAAGGAGGCCAAGUGGUUCAUAAAGGGUAAUUUGCCACCUUUUGAGGAGUACCUAAAGCUUGGUGUCAUUACCAGCACCGUCUGUUAUCUGGUCCCCUCUUGUUUUAUGGGAAUAGGAUCUGCUCGAAAGGAAGAUUUCGAGUGGCUAAGUAAGAAGCCUAAGAUACUUGUUGCCGCAUGCACGAUAGGUCGCUUAGUUGAUGACGUCGGUUCUUAUGAGGGUGAGAUGGAGAGAGGUCAACUUGCUAUUGGUGUUGAAAGCUACGUGAAAGAAAAUGGUGUAACAAAAGAAGAGGCGAUGGCCAAAUUUAUGGAAUUAGCUAUGAAUGCAUGGAAAGAUACCAACAAAGAGAUGUUGAGGCCGUCUUGUUAUAAAUCUAGGGAUCUUCUUACGGUUAUUCUCAAUUUUGAACGCUUAGUAGAUGUAACUUACAAAGACAAAGAAGAUGGUUACACUCAUCCCGAAAAGGUUUUGAAGCCUCUUAUUAUUGACAUGUUUGUCGACGCAUUUGAGGUUUAG
Messenger RNA from Salvia hispanica, 1653 nucleotides. RefSeq names its product germacrene A synthase-like. The record is from RefSeq and is a predicted model, not a curated record. Gene Ontology annotation, biological process: diterpenoid biosynthetic process. Gene Ontology annotation, molecular function: terpene synthase activity; magnesium ion binding. Lineage: Eukaryota; Viridiplantae; Streptophyta; Magnoliopsida; Lamiales; Lamiaceae.